AUGGCGGGGCCCGGGAGUGAGGCCCGCUUCGCCGGGCUGUCGCUGGUGCAGCUCAACGAGUUGCUGGAGGACGAGGGGCAGCUGACGGAAAUGGUGCAGAAGAUGGAGGAGACACAGAAUGUGCAGCUUAACAAAGAAAUGACGCUCACCAGCAACCGGAGCCUGGCAGAAGGGAACCUGUUGUACCAGCCACAGCUGGACUCCCUGAAAGCAAGUCUGACGCAAAAAUACCAGGAGCUUCAGCUGCUCUUCGAAGCCUAUCAGAUAAAGCAGACCAAGCUGGAUAAACAGUCGAAGAGUGCUUCCUUGGAGACCCUCCUGGCACUUCUCCAAGCUGAAGGGGCCAAGAUUGAGGAAGACACGGAGAACAUGGCGGAGAAGUUUCUUGAUGGUGAGCUUCCCCUCGAUGCCUUCAUUGAUGUCUAUCAGAGCCAGCGGAAACUGGCCCACAUGCGGAGAGUUAAAAUUGAGAAACUCCAGGAGAUGGUGCUAAAGGGGCAGAGACUCCCGCAGGCCCCGGCCCCGCUGCCACCCAGGAUGUCAGAGCCCAUGCCUGUUGCCCCCCUGCCCUACUCUGUCCCCGAGGCCAGUGGGCCAACCACUGUCGCGCCACGGCGCAUCCCCCCUCCGGUGCCAACAGGACGCUUAGCCACCCCGUUCACAUCCGCCACAGGCUCGGGACAGGCCCUCCUGUACCCUGGAUUACAGUGCCCUCCACUGCCACCCCGAGUGGGCCUCCCCCCGCAGCAGGGCUUCUCCACGCAGUUUGCGACACCAUACCCGCCAGCCCUCCCUCAGCGGCCCCCACCCCGGCUGCCCCCGCACCAGCCGGGCUUCAUCCUCCAUUGA
Messenger RNA from Orycteropus afer afer, 849 nucleotides. It is a transcript of the gene VPS37B, whose product is annotated as VPS37B subunit of ESCRT-I. Bases 1 to 849 code for a protein of 282 amino acids. Gene Ontology annotation, biological process: protein targeting to membrane; ubiquitin-dependent protein catabolic process via the multivesicular body sorting pathway; protein targeting to vacuole. NCBI's taxonomy places the organism in Eukaryota, Metazoa, Chordata, Mammalia, Tubulidentata, Orycteropodidae. Gene Ontology annotation, cellular component: ESCRT I complex. The record is from RefSeq and is a predicted model, not a curated record. The transcript has 4 exons.